AUGACCUGCAUAUCGUCACCCGAGCCGUUGGGCGUGAUCCAGACGGUGCUGCUGCGGCGUCAGGAGGAGGAUGGACGCUCCAACCGAAACCCCUCAUCUUCCGAUUACAGUCCGGAGUUUAAUCGCCCCGAAAAGGGUUCAGGUGAGGAUUACAAGACGCUCCGGGCUGUUGGGAUUUCCAUUUCGAUGAGGGCAUACCAUUGCUGUUGAUGAAAGGAAAAUCUUCUUUUUCGUUAAUCGUCGCUUGGAACGACCACCUCAUUAAGAAUAUUUUCUGUUUCUUUAUUUACGGAGUUUUAGCGGCAUAAUUAACGAGCUGACGGGCUGUCGGGUCUAUAACUAACUGACUGGGGAAGUACUCCAAGUGCGAGGCUCAGGUUUUGAUGAAACUUGGGACAAAUUUAGAAUAAUUUUUUAUAAAAUGUAUCCGAGAAUUCUAGCUCGCGCUUUGCAGAAACGACGGGAUUUUUGGAUCAAAAGAUGGCAAGAAAUUUGCGAUUUUUUGCCGAAUUUUGGGACGAAAUGUUUCGUAUCUAUUUCUACCGUAAAAGGUAAUGUUUCCACAAAAAAUCAAUUUUUUCCGCACAAAACUAGAAAAGUUAUGGCAAAAAAUAUUUUUCUCGCUUUGAUCGCUCUCCGCGUUUAGUGUACUCUCUAGGUAGCAAAGAUUGUUCAAUCUCUCGGCUGUCCCAGCAAGGCGCCAGCUUAAACUUUCAGGAAAUGAAAAUUUUGCUCUCUGCGUUUCGCAUGCUCUCUCGGCGGCAAAUUGUUCAAUAUUUCGGCUGUCCUAGCAAGUCGAGAGCCAAAACUUUCCGGAAUUGAUGUUUAGUCUAUGUUUGACGUGGGUGCAAAAUUUAGAGAAAAUCUGCGUGUCACACUUCGGGUACUUCCCUUGUACAUAAAUUGAGCUUUUGGACUUUCAAAAAUAUCUAUCUGUCGGGAAAAUAAUGUGGAUUCGUCGCGCCUCGGAAUCGCCCAUCAUUGCUUUGCGAGGGCUAGUCGCAGCUGGAGUUUAGAGCGCGACUGCGACGAGGAAAGACAUUUUUUUGCGACAAAUCCACAUUAUUUUCACGACAGACUGAUAAGCCAAUCAAAAGCUUUCUCCGCCUACAGGUAAAAUACGUGAUUAUAAAAAAAUGAAAUAUAAAAUUUCAGAAUUUUCGAAAAGCCGAAGACCUAUAGCCUCGGUGAAAAUUAAAUAAAGGCCCAGCCGCAAAAGAGGUCUUUGAUGAUUACCCCAGUCACAAUAAAUUGUCACUUUUUUCAGACACAUCCUCUUCCCGUCGAUCGCGUCGGAAGCCAAUGAAUCUCGGCUUCAGUAUUGUCGGUGGCAUCGACUCGCCCAAGGGCCCAAUGCCCAUUUUUGUGAAGACCAUUUAUCCGGAUGGGAUCGCCGCGAGAAGUGGGCUACUUCAGAAAGGUAUCGGUGAAAUUUUGAGCUUUGAUUUUUUCGUAUAAUUUUCUCAUUUUAAUCCAACACCUGUCUGGAAUUUUUGAAGAAAUUUGUUUAUUAGCACUUUUUGGAGAGAAAAAAAUCCUCUGACAGAAUGUCGCGGAAGAGUUAUGGAACAAGCGGGAGGGAUUAGUGGAUAGUUUAUCGUUCCUUUUCACAAAGUGCCAAAGGGAAAUUUGCAAUUUACUAGUUUUUUAUUAUGUAUGCAGUAGAAUCUCUGUACAGACUGACUCGCAUACAAUGAAACCUGUCGAUUAUAAACAUUUUUUUGAGAUAGCUGGAAAAAGGUUUAGGCCAAAACAGUCCCCUUAUUACGCUUUUUCAAAAGUGCGUAGACAUUUUGUCGUGGGCCGCACCGUGCACAAACCUCCAUUUUCCGGGGUGCAUUUGACCUUUUGCACUGUGCAACCGGAUAUCGCUGCGACGCAAGCUUUUCUCAGCUGUGUCGCUGCGAAUUUUGGGCGUGCAAAAACAAACUGCACAGUGCAAAAUGGAUUUCGUCGCGCAACAUGCACGGUGCGGGGCAAAAAAGGCCGGAAAAUGUUUCUGCACUUUUGGAAAAGCGUAACAUAAACAGGGGAAUUGCUCCACGUGCGACGCUCAAAUUUUGUUGAAACAUGGCACAAAUUUAGAGCAAUUUAUCCUAGAAAUAUCCUAGAUUUCCAGCUUGCCCUUCGCAGAAACAUCCAAGAUUUUUAGGUCGAAAAUUUGUCAAAAAUUUGACACUAUUUUUCAAAUUUCGGCAUGAAAAACUUCACCCUUGUUUCUACCGUAGAGGGUUAUGUUUCCUCAAACAAUCAAAUUUUUGAGCACGAAAAUAGGAAAGACACGGCCAAAAAGUGUUUUCUCUCUGACCACACUCCGCUUUUUCCGUAGUCUCUCGGCCGCAAAGAUCGCUGAAUAUCUCGGCUGCGGCUGCAAAGCGGGAGCAAAAAUUUUCAGGGAUUGAUAUAUGAGCUAUGAAAAGCACGUGUGCAAAGUUUAAAGAAAAUCUGAGCAUUACACUUGGAGUACCUCCUUUGUGAAAAACUUGCCUAUAACAGUAAAUUUUUAGGUUAUUUGUAAUUCGUUGUACAAAAGUUCAACUGCAAUGCAUAGUAAAUGAUUAAGAAUCCAAUAUGACAAACAAUUUUUGACAUUUUGUGACACCGAAACUUUUCUUUUCUCAAGGUCACAAGAGUCAUGUUUUUCGAACCUUUAUAUCAUACGAAUCCGUAUUUUUCGAACAAUUGUCAGCGUUCAUUCUUUGUUUAUGGCCGUUGAACCGCGACGUUCUUUAGCGUUCUUUUUUUGGCCUGAAUAAUUGAGGAGAUCACGAGUUGCAUUAUUUUUACCAAUGUUACAGUAAGAAGUUGUAAAAUACGCUCGUUUCAAUUUGAAGGAUUUUUUUUUUGUUUUUUUAUCAAGUCUACUUUCAAUAAAAUGAUUUCAGGCGACGAGAUAGUGGCGCUGAACGGGCACACCUUCUCCGGAUUCACUCACGCGCAAGCGCUGAAUGCCUUCAAGGGGCUGGACAAGUCGAGUGAUGUGGUGCUGAACAUUCGACGCAACUGGCCGAAGCCGACACUCGAAAGGUCGGGAAUUUUUCGAAGUCUCUUUACUGACCUUUUUUUGGACCCUGAAUUCGUACUAGUCGUUCCAGAAAGUGCGUUGACUUUUCGUCGCAAGGUUUUGCGCAUUUUGGUCGGACAACAAUUGCAUAGUGCAAAAAAAAAGAAAAAUGCACUGUGCGCCGCGAAUAAAAGUCUAUGCACUUGAUGAAACGACUGGUAUACUUUCAUUUGGCUGACAGAGAAAAGGUCCAAGUGCGACGCUCAGAUUUUGAUGAAACUUGACAAAAAUUUAGAUUAUUUUUUUCUAAUCCACAUACGAGAUUCCUAGCUUGCGCUUUACAGAAACAACCGACAUUUUUUGAUAAACAGUUGGAAAAAAUGUAAAUUUUUUUGCAAAUUUUUGGCAUGCAAAGUUCCAUAACUAUUUCUGCGCUAGCUUUGUUUACCGGGUCGGCCAAGCCCGUCCCAAUUUGAUUUCGCCCUGCCUGAAUGCCAUGUCUAGUCCCCCACAAUGCGACGCUCUUCAUGUUUUUCAUAAAACAUCACCAAAAUUUAGACCAAAAAUUUUUAGCUCGCGCUUUACAGAACUACAGAGAGUUCUAGGUCGGAAGUUGUCAAGGAGCCGGGAUUCGGAGCCGGAGACCUUUUUAAAUUAUGCACGGGGCCGGCAGCCGGAGCUGCAAAUUUGGCCUCGGCUCCGACUCUGGGAGCUAACAAGGGAAUGGACUUUAUGUGUAAAUCGAUUUUGGCUUGGGACCUAGUCAGAUCGAAAGGUGUGUGGUAG
Molecule: messenger RNA, 3790 nt
Organism: Bursaphelenchus xylophilus (pine wood nematode)
Lineage: Eukaryota; Metazoa; Nematoda; Chromadorea; Rhabditida; Aphelenchoididae
Source: the annotation of a GenBank genome assembly